Molecule: messenger RNA, 3990 nt
Organism: Pocillopora meandrina
Lineage: Eukaryota; Metazoa; Cnidaria; Anthozoa; Scleractinia; Pocilloporidae
Source: the annotation of a GenBank genome assembly
AAAGCCAUAGAGUACCUCAACCAAUAUCAUAAAAUAGUUAAAGAAGUAGGAGAAAAACAUGUGAAGGGUGUUGCUUAUGGCAAUCUUGGCAAUGCCUAUCACAGUCUAGGUGAUUUAAAAAAGGCCAUAGAGUGCCACAACCUAUAUCUUAAAAACGUUAAAGAAGCAGGAGACAAGCAUGGGGACGGUGGUGCUUAUGGUAAUCUUGGCAAUGCUUAUGGCCGUCUCGGUGAUUUAAAAAAAGCCACAGAGUACCUCAACCUAUGUCAUAAAAUAGUUAAAGAAGUAGGAGACAAACAUGUGAAGGGUGUUGCCUAUGGCAAUCUUGGCAAUGCCCAUCACAGUCUAGGUGAUUUCAAAAAGGCCAUAGAGUGCCACAACCUAAAUCUUAAAAUAGUUAAAGAAGUAGGAGACAAGCAUGGAGAGGGUAACGCUUAUGGCAAUCUUGGCAAUGCUUAUGGCCGUCUCGGUGAUUUAAAAAAAGCCAUAGAGUACCACAACCUACAUCUUAAAAUAGUUAAAGAAGUAGGAGACAAGCAUGGGGAGGGUGGUGUUUAUGGCAAUCUUGGCAAUGCUUAUGGCCGUCUGGGUGAUUUCAAAAAAGCCAUAGAGUACCACAACCUACAUCUUAAAAUAGCUAAAGAAGUAAGAGACAAGCAUGGGGAGGGUGGUGCUUAUGGCAGUCUUGGCAAUGCCUAUUUUAGUCUGGGUGAUUUCAAAAAAGCCAUAGAGUAUCACAACCUACAUCUUAAAGUAGCUAAAGACGUAGGACACAAGGAUGGGGAGGCUGUUUCUUAUGGCAAUCUUGGCAAUGCUUAUCACAGUCUGGGUGAUUUCAAAAAAGCCAUAGAGUACAACACCCUACUUCUUAAAAUAGCAAAAGAAGUAGGACACAAGUAUGGGGAGGGUUGGGCUUUUGGCAAUCUUGGAUGUGCUUAUGACAGUCUGGGUGAUUCAAAAACAGCCAUAGACUACCACAACCUACAUCUUAAAAUAGCCAAAGAAAUAGGAGACAAGCAUGGGGAGGGUAACGCUUAUGGCAAUCUUGGCAAUGCUUAUCACAGUCUAGGUGAUUUCAAAAAAGCCGUAGAGUACCACAACCUACAUCUUAAAGUAGCUAAAGAAGUAGGAGACAAGCAUGGGGAGGGUGGUGCUUAUGGCAGUCUCGGAAAUGCUUAUAACAGUCUGGGUGAUUUCAAAAAAGCCAUAGAGUACCACAACCUACAUCUUAAAAUAGCUAAAAAAGUAGAGGACAAGCAUGGGGAGGGUAAAGCUUAUGGCAAUCUUGGCAAUGCUUAUCACUCUCUGGGUGAUUUCAGAAAAGCCAUAGAAUACCACAACCUACAUCUUAAAAUAGCUAAAGAAGUAGGAGACAAGCAUGGGGAGGGUAACGCUUAUGGCAAUCUUGGCAAUGCUUAUCACUGUCUUGGUGAUUUCAAAAAAGCCAAAGAGUACCAUAACCUACAUCUUAACGUAGCUAAAGAAGUAGGAGACAAACAUGGGGAGGGUACGGCUUCUGGCAAUCUUGGCAAUGCUUAUGGCCGUCUGGGUGAUUUCAAAAAAGCCAUAGAGUACCACGACCUACAUCUUAAAAUAGCUAAAAAAGUAGGAGACAAGCAUGGGGAGGGUGUUGCUCAUGGCAGUCUUGGCAAUGCUUAUCACCGUCUGGGUGAUUUAAAAAAAGCCAUAGAGUACCAAAACAUACAUCUUAAAAUAGCUAAAAAAGUAGGAGACAAGCAUGGGGAGAGUAACGCUUAUGGCAAUCUUGGCAGUGCUUAUGACAGUCUGGGUGAUUCAAAAACAGCCAUAAAGUACCACAACCUACAUCUUAAAAUAGCUAAAGAAGUAGGAGACAAGCAUGGGGAGGGUGGUGCUCAUGGCAAUCUUGGCAAUGCUUAUCACCGUCUGGGUGAUCUCAAAAAAGCCAUAGAGUACCACAACCUACAUCUUAAAAUAGCUAAAGAAGUAGGGGACAAGCAUGGGGAGGGUACCGCUUAUGGCAGUCUUGGGAAUUCUUUUGGCCGUCUGGGUGAUUUCAAAAAAGCCAUAGAGUACCACAACCUAUAUCUUAAAAUAGCUAAAGAAGUAGGGGACAAGCAUGAGGAGGGUAGCGUUUAUGGCAAUCUUGGCAAUGCUUAUCUCAGUCUGAGUGAUUUCAAAAAAGCCAUAGAGUACCACAACCUACAUCUUAAAAUAGCUAAAGAAGUAGGAGACAAGCAUGGGGAGGGUUGUGCUUAUGGCAAUCUUGGCAAUGCUUAUCACCGUCUGGGUGAUUUCAAAAUAGCCAUAGAUUACCACAACUUACAGCUUAAAAUAGCUAAAGAAGUAGGAGACAAGCAUGGGGAGAGUCGUGCUUAUUGCAAUCUUGGCAAUGCUUAUCACACUCUGGGUGAUUUCAAAAUAGCCAUAGAGUACCACAACUUACAUCUUAAAAUAGCUAAAGAAGUAGGAGACAGAUGCUCGGAGGCAGUGGCCUACUGUUCAUUAGGAUGCGUUUUUGAGUUGCGAGGUGGACUGCCAAAAGCCGUUGAACAUUACCAAGCUAGCAUAAACUUAUUCAAUUCCUUGAGAGUACUUCUAAAAUCUAAAGAUGAGUGGAAAGUUAAUUUUCGAAAUCAGCAUCAAAUGGCGUAUACGGGUUUGUGGAGAGUUCUCGUAGAACAAGGUAAUGUAGAUGAAGCCUUAUUUGUUGCUGAGAAAGGACGAGCUCAAGCUCUGACCGACCUCAUGGAAUCCAGUUUUUGUGGUGGAACAAGUCACUACAAGGGAGAAGAUGAAGAUUGCGCAGUUUUAAAAUACGUUCCAUCAAACACUGUCUUUCAGGCAGUGGACAAAGCUAACGUCAAUCUUUGGGUUGUGUCCGAAGGAAAACAAGUUCAGUUAAGACAAAGUAAACUCAAAGGUUUUGUUUCAGAGAAUAGUGAAUCUAGCCAGUCCUUUGAGUCGUUCAUGCUCGGUGUCUAUACACAUCUUGGUGUUCUUUCUAAUGCGAGAUGCGAGAAUCGAUCUUUAGAUGCUUUGAGGGAGGGCCCUUCAAAAGUGGAUGAGAAAACCAAAGAAGCCAACCCUCAACCUCACAUCCAACAAGACGGAUGCUUGAGCACUUUGUAUGAUAUCGUUAUGAAGCCGGUGGCUGACUUGAUUGAAGGGGAUGAGCUACUCAUUAUUCCUGAUGGACCCCUGUGGAUCGCUCCUUACGCUGCAUUGAAGGAUGGUAAUUCUAAAUACCUGUGUGAAUCGUUUACAAUCCGAGUCGCUCCAUCGUUAGCAAGUCUUAGACUCAUUGCCGAUUGCCCAGAUGAUUAUCACAGAAGCAGUGAUGCGUUACUUGUAGGAGAUCCCUGGGUAUCCGAGGUUACUAACAGCGAUGGAGAGAAAGUCCUCGAGCAGCUUCCGUGUGCUAAAGAAGAAGUAGAAAUGGUCGGAAAAAUUCUGAAUAUCACGCCAAUCACUGGCAGACAGGCCACGAAACGUGAGGUGUUGAAAAGACUCAGUUCCGUUUCCUUAGUUCACUUUGCGGCACACGGAUGUGCGGAAACUGGCGAAAUUGCUCUUACACCUGACUUAGAGCGAAUCUCUACUGUGCCUACGGAGAAGGAGAAUUACAUUUUAACGAUUCGAGAUGUGUUGAAUGUUCAACUUCGCGCCAAACUUGUUGUGCUCAGUUGCUGCCACAGUGGUCAGGGAGAGAUCAAGGCUGAAGGUGUGGUUGGCAUUGCGCGCGCUUUUAUGGGGGCUGGUGCUCGGUCUGUUGUGGUGUCCCUGUGGGCGAUUGAUGACGAGGCUACUCUCCAGUUCAUGAAAUGCUUUUAUCAACACCUUGCAGAAGGUAAACCCACAAGCAAGUCACUGAACCUGGCCAUGAAAAGCCUCAGAGAAUCAGAUGAGUUCCAUGACAUCAAAUACUGGGCGCCCUUUAUGCUGAUUGGAGAUGACCUCACGUUUGACCUGAUGGCAAAGGAAAAUUUGAAUAGAAAAUCAAAUAAAUGA